AUGACCGGAAAGAAGUCGUGGCAAGCGUCCCUCCCAAGGACCUUAUUCUCUUGCUGCUUCUCGGAAUGCUGUAUGAUGUUCGUGAUGUUGAUGUGUCAAGGCUUGGGCGUUUUUAGUACAGUGACACGCUUUGGGAGCUGGCAAGCGUCCUUGAUCAUCUUGCUGUCCAUCAUCCUCGUCCUUAUACCACUGUCGCUGAGCUUCAUUCUCACUUCAGUGGUGGGAACCAACUCUUCCGUUCUUCUCUCCCUGUCCCGCCUCUCCCUGUCCCUUGUACCCCUGCUGCUCUACUUCCUUCUCCUCUCGUACAUACCUCUCCCCGCAGCGCUGUUUGAUGCCCCCUCACCAUCCUUUUUUUCGAACAUCAUAACACCCGCCCUCGCUCGCCUCACCAUCCUCGGAACCAUCAUUCUCGGUGCUCUGAGCGGAUUCGGAGCCGUCAGCGCCAGUUGGGGAUAUUUCCCUUUUGGGUGGGGCAAGAGAGGGAAAAUCCCGACAGAGUCAGACAUCGACAUCGCCACACGAAGCCUCGAACGCGUCGAGCUCGACAUAGAGCGUAAGAAGAAGGAUAUAGAAAGAGAGGAGAGGAAGGAGAUGGAAAAUAAAACCAAUGGUAAUUCGAGUUCGUGGCUCUCUCGAGCAGCGUCUUCUAUCCGGGGCGACAACGAGCUCGCCAACCUCAACACCGAACUCUCCUCCCUUCACGACCUCCAACUCUCUAUGUCCACUCGGCUCUCCUCCCUACGUGCCCGCCGAGCCGAGGUCGCAUACGAGAAGACAUGGGUAGGAAGAGUCAGCGUACUCGGCCAAAGGGGCAUGGGCUUAUACUGCGUGUUCCGUGGCUUUAGCUCCAUAUUCAACAUCCUCCUCCCUACCCGGCCUUCCUCCCCAGACGACUCGACACCGAUUUCCUACCCUGACAUCCUGACCCACAUCCUAAUCACCCUCUUUCCCUCCCUAUCCUCCUCUGACUCCUUCCUCUCCGCCGCAAAUAUCACGUCUGUCAUGCGUCAACUGAACCUUCUCCUCGUGGGCGUCAUCAUAGCGGGAAGUGUUCGGCGAGUACUCAAAGGCGUCGCUCGAGCGCUCAAGUUGAGCGGGAACGGAGUGGGCAUAGGUGGGAGGAAGGAAAGGGAGAAGGUGGGACAGAUUGUGAUCUUAGUGCUCGGUGAAGUCAUGGGCAUAUACCUCCUCUCGACCCUGAUCCAACUCCGCACCUCCUUCCCACCUCCCGCAGUCCCCGCCAUCCGGAUCCCCACGGGCGAAGUCGACCCGUCACAGGGCGAGAUCACCAAUCUCUUCAGCACCCUCCCAGCAUACGAGAUCUUCGGCCCUGUGUUCGAUUGGAGCUUUUUGCUGAGUGUCGUGUUGGCAGCGGGUGGAGAAUGGGUUAGGGAGAGGUUCAUGGGCGGUGGCGGGGACGAUGAUUGA
Molecule: messenger RNA, 1431 nt
Organism: Stereum hirsutum FP-91666 SS1
Lineage: Eukaryota; Fungi; Basidiomycota; Agaricomycetes; Russulales; Stereaceae
Exons: 8
Coding region: 1-1431 (476 amino acids)
Cellular component (GO): membrane
Source: RefSeq, a predicted model, not a curated record